AUGGAUUCUUUGCGUGAACAAGUAAUGAUAAAUCAAUUUGUACUAGCGGCUGGAUGUGCACGAGAACAAGCUAAACAAUUACUACAGGCUGCACAUUGGCAAUUUGAGACUGCACUGUCAAUAUUCUUUCAAGAAGUUGCCAUCCCAUCUGGGGCAAAUGGUAUAGCUGCACAACACUAUCAUCAGCAACUCAUGACACCAUGCAAUACUCCAGCAACACCGCCAAACUUCCCUGAUGCUCUAGCUGCUUUCUCCCGGUUAUCAACGACGGGCAGUCCGAACAAUACUAGUGGGGGAGUCAGUGGGAUGGCUCCUCCCGUCUCCCCCCUCGCGACCCAUCCACCGCCACAGAUGCAAAUGAAUACAUUUGCUACGACUCCAAACCCACAGUCAAACUAUACACCACUUUCCUGCUCAACUGCGAUCUGCAGAGAACAUAUGCCAAGA
This is a messenger RNA of Brenthis ino (lesser marbled fritillary), 447 nucleotides long. Lineage: Eukaryota; Metazoa; Arthropoda; Insecta; Lepidoptera; Nymphalidae. The record is from the annotation of a GenBank genome assembly.